This is a messenger RNA of Periophthalmus magnuspinnatus, 1376 nucleotides long. RefSeq names its product apoptosis facilitator Bcl-2-like protein 14. NCBI's taxonomy places the organism in Eukaryota, Metazoa, Chordata, Actinopteri, Gobiiformes, Gobiidae. The record is from RefSeq and is a predicted model, not a curated record. Bases 127 to 975 code for a protein of 282 amino acids. The transcript is spliced from 7 exons.
GGGCGUGGCACUGGGGGCACUAAAGCACACAGCUGAUCGAAAGUUACACUACACUCGGAAAAAGAAAGAUAAGAGAAAUACCAGCGACUCAGCGGUAGUCUACCCACGAUUUUUUUGAACUGAAAGAUGGCUAAUGGACAUGUAGAAAUCCAUGACCCCAUAAAAGGCCAAAAUGGGAUCACCUGUAGCACAGAGUCUAAGAAGUCCACCUCCAGCUUAGAGAGACCUGAAGACAUGCCAGAGUUUCGGAUCCUUAUGGCCUAUGCACAGAGGCGGAGACCGCAGACAGCAAGUCAGGAAAAUCCAAGUACUCCUAAUGGUAAUAACCCCUCAAUGCAGACUGACGAGAUCACGCUUGAGAAGAAGAAAAAGAAGAAAAAGAGCAUUUGGAAACGCUUCCCCAAAGUUCUGACCUGCUUAAAACCACAGACUAAAGAGGAGAUCCCCAGUCCAGAUGACGCUGAAGAGGACACAGGCAUUGAAACAUUUAGAUGUGGAGGUGUGCAGGAAGAGGAUUUUGAAGAUGUUGCAGUUCGACUGGCAGAAAUCUCUGCUGAAAUCCCGUUUAUUCCUCCAGAAAUAGAAACUGAUUCCAACGAUGAUGAAGUGGAGAAAGUGAUUGGCCUGCUGUUGCGGGAUGCUGGAGACAGAUUGUAUGAGAGGGAACUGAAAGACACAAAUAUGACUGACCUUCUGGGAAACUAUAGCUUUUUUGAAAAAGUUAUAUUAUCGCUCCUUUUACGAAUGGGCCUCAGUACUAACACUGAAAGUCUUGGUCCAAAAGUGUCACCCAAGACACAAAUAGCUGUCACUUGUGAGGCCACCACUCGUCUGUCUGUUUUGGACACAUUGCCAAUGAAUCGGCUGCUGGGCCAUGGGGCCAGAUUCUUGAAGACUCACUUUUCGUCGUGGGCAGAGGAACAGGGUGGUUAUGAAAAAGCCUUUGACAGUCAAGAAGAUGAUGAAGUCCACUGAUGACUCCUCAUGUCCAUAUUUAAACCUGCCUUCAUCUCAGGGAACCCCAGUUCUGUAACGGCUCGAGAGAAAGUGAUAUGAACUUUUGACUCAGCCACUGGGCACACUACAUAACUUGUGUAUUUUUUUUGUAUAUUUAUGUUUACAAUUUCAUCAAACAUUAUUAGUCUACUUGAAUCAAGAGUUAUAAUUUGUAGGAACUAACAGGAAAACUAUGCAAUAAAAACAAAACAAAAAAAAAACCCAAACUUUAUUUCUCAAGAUCCUAAGGUUUAUUUAUCUUCAUUACAUUUGCACUUUUUAACUUUUCUUGUGGAAAGUUUUUUUGUCUAAUUUAAAAGGCCUAUAAAAUGUAACUUACAAAACUAUUACCAUGCCAACAAAUAAAACAUUUUCAUCAC